Scomber scombrus (Atlantic mackerel) is the source of this 2125-nucleotide messenger RNA. It is a transcript of the gene ficd, whose product is annotated as FIC domain protein adenylyltransferase. The transcript is spliced from 2 exons. NCBI's taxonomy places the organism in Eukaryota, Metazoa, Chordata, Actinopteri, Scombriformes, Scombridae. The record is from RefSeq and is a predicted model, not a curated record. The coding region runs from base 297 to 1649 and encodes 450 amino acids. Gene Ontology annotation, molecular function: protein binding.
GAUGAUGUGUAUUUAUCCGGUAACAAAUCAGCUGCUGUCUAAUCUUUAGUUUACAGGUUGUUUAGUGUCGGAGCAGCUGUUAAAUAAGUCCAUCAGAGAACGGAGUUAACUCAGCGUUAGCUAGCUAACAUACAAGCGGAAGAAGUUAUUACUGAGCGCUGAGUAGUUAGUUAGUAACAGCGGUCAUGUCUGCGGUGUUUUCCCUCCUGUCAGCCGACCCUGGGCUCUCCUAGCUGGGUUGGAAAUAGAUGGGGUGCCACGUUCCCAGAGGAUGGAGCAUUUAACCCUGCAUCAUAAUGGCUGCUGUGACGGUGUGGCGAUACACCAGCGGCAGGGUCCUGGGAGGAUGGGGCCCAGUGCUUUGUGUCCUCCUCGGGUCCCUGGUGGUCCUCCUCAUGCCUCUGGUCGGGGUGGAGGACCGGUGCUGUGUCACCUUGAAGGGCAUCGCCCAGCUCCGCUGUCAGCUGUGGGGGAGCCCCCCUCAAACUCCAACGGUGCAGUCAACCAGCCUUACUGUCCCCUUCACUGCUCUUGAUCUGCUGCCUCAGAGGUCUAAGCCGAGCAAAGAGAUGAAGCUGGAGGCCAAAGCAGCGCUGCAGCAGGCUCUGGAGAUGAAGAAGGUGGGGAAGAGGGAGAAGGCCCACAAGCUGCUGGUGCACGCACUCAGUAUGAAUCCAGAUUUUGUGGAUGCCCUAACAGAGCUGGGGACUAUUUUGGAGGAGGAGAAAGAUGUCGUCCAGGCGGACCACCUCUACACCAAAGCCUUGACCAUCUCCCCGUGCAAUGAGAGGGCUCUGGUCAGCCGAGACAGAACUCUCCCGCUGGUGGAGGAGAUUGACCAGCGUCACUUUGGCAUUAUUGACAGUAAAGUGCGCAGGCUUAUGUCCAUUCCUAAAGGCAACUCUGCACUCCGACGAGUGAUGGAGGAAACCUACUACCACCACAUUUACCACACAGUGGCCAUUGAAGGCAGCACGCUCACUCUAUCUGAGAUCCGCCAUAUCAUCGAGACACGAUACGCAGUGCCCGGGAAGAGCCUGCAAGAGCAGAACGAGGCCAUCGGUGUGGAUGCAGCAAUGAAAUACAUCAACACCACUCUUUUGUCCAGAACAGGAGCCAUGACUGUCAGUGACAUCCUGGAGAUUCACCUGCGAGUCCUCGGCUAUGUAGACCCUGUGGAGGGAGGGAGGCUGCGCACUAGUCAGGUGUUUGUGGGCCACCACAUCCCGCCCCACCCUCGGGACCUGCAGCGACACAUGGAGGAGCUGAUUCAGUGGCUCAAUUCUGAGGAGGCCCUGCAGCUGCACCCUGUGGAGUACGCAGCUCUCGCCCACUACAAACUGGUGUAUGUGCACCCGUUUGUAGACGGCAACGGACGCACAUCACGGCUGCUAAUGAACCUUGUGCUCAUGCAGGCGCGAUACCCGCCCAUCACUAUUCGGAAAGAACAAAGGGCUGAAUACUACGCAGCUCUGGACACAGCCAAUGAGGGAGAUGUACGUCCUUUCAUCCGCUUUAUAGCCAAAUGUACAGAGAUGACUUUGGACACUUUGUUGAUUUCUACAACAGAGCACGCUGUGGGGUUGCCGGGAGCCGGACAGGACCAGGCCUGUCCUAACUGCAAACAGACUAUCCCAGUCCACAACUGAUUUGGAGAUGGAGUGGAAAAAGGAAGCACGAGGGAGCAAGUUUUUCACAAAUUUAAAGACUCUUUAAUGGCAACCGUACUUUAGUUGAAUUGCCUUGUUACUCGGCCUUACUCUCAACUCCUGCUGCAAGAACACUUUCCACCUCUUACCUGCUAAAUCCUCUUUAAUAGAAAUCUGGUUUUGCCGAACUUGGGUUUGCUAUCAUAGAACAUGAAACCAGUUUCCCACUUUCAGUAUUCAACCAUAUUCUAACUGCAUCAGAAUCAAAUCUGAAGUUUUGACUGCUGGUGAUGUAAAGCUUUCGUAUCAUGUUUGACUUCAAUUCUUCAGUGAUUCUACUCAUGACAUUGUGUACAGGGGUGGGUAAUGUGGGCUUUCAGUUGAACUUUGGGAUAAAGGAGACGUGUCAUAACACUGUAAAGCACUUUCUGGUAUUUGAUUAUUUAUUUUAUUUUAAAAUAAAAGUGUUCUAUUAA